AUGACUGGUUACCUCUUGGUAGCUACACUUUAUCGAAUGAUUCCUCCUCCCGCUCUAGUUCCUCAAGUUCCUCCAGUUCCUCCAGUUCUUCUUGUUCGUCCUGUUCCAACAUUUGUUCCAGUACUUCCUGUUCCAAUGCCUCCAACGCUUCUUGCUCCAAUCCCUCUUGCUCCUCCUGCUCCUCUUGCUCCACCUGCUCCUCCUUCUCCUCUCGUUCCUCCUGUUCCUCUUGCUCCUCUCGUUUCAGUAUCUCCUGUUCCAAUGUGGGUCGUUAAGUCUUCGGGUUCCUGUCUUGCUCCCUCUUUCACGCCAACAAGACAUUCUGCAUUUCCAUCACCUAGCGCCCAAUUUAAGGGCUUUGUGGCGCAGGUGAUCUAUUCAACACGGCUCACGAGUGGAGCCGUGAUUAUCUCGCUCAAAUACGUGCAAAGAUACGCACGUAGCUCAUGGACCGUAGACUUCGGAGAGUACGGUCCAGAAUACAAACUUUUUACCGUCGCGGUAAUGCUGGCACACAAAUGGUCGGAAGAUCAUACUUUUAAAAAUAAAACCUGGUCGGAAGUGACUAGUAUUCCCCUAGCUGAAUUAAACAGGUUGGAGAUGGCACUCUUAGAAGGUCUUGAUUAUAAUGUCUCGGUGAAUUCUACCGAAUAUUCAUAUUGGUACGCUUGUUUGCAAGAAUUUACAAAGAUCCAAAGCCAACCUCGUCUCAAGUUAACGGAUACCAGCCCCAAUGGGUUUCCUUCCACUGCUAGCUCAUCGCGAUACGGGAUCGCGCAAUCAUCUUCGUCUCCGGAUCGAAGAAGCCGAAGUUACGCCACGAACUCAGAACCAUCGACCAUGUCUCUACGACAUAUCAUUAACCCAGUCGAUCAAUCCCCAAUAAGUUACUUUGACGAUCCCGCACAAGGCCGUACUUCCUCUCCCGUAUCUUUUCUCCGAAAUGCAGAAUGCUCUGAAGGGGGUGCAAACGCAUCUUCUACUUACGUUCGACAGGAAUACUCGUACCCGUCAAACUUCCUGAACAAAUCAUCAAACGUCCGCUAUCUUUUGACGCCAGAACAGCAUCAGUCCACACCACCAUUAGUCCAUGACUUAGGAAAUGGCGAAGUUAGAAAUUUAAAUAAUUUCAACCGAGUAAACAGCAAUCCACCAACUCCCGUGAACCUUAAUCCAUUUAAUCCAGUUAUCCAACAAUCGUCAUCAUUCCACUCGAUGAUUCAACAAAAUACAUCAUUCAAACCCGCUGUUGGUACCUCUUAUAAUUCCAACAGUUAUUCAUUCAAGGAUAACUAUUAUGGAUCCGUUCAAGCCCAGCAAGGCAUGAACUUCGCAGAUAACAUCGGUGAACUUCUUUCCAGAUUCUUUAAUUAUGUUGGAAAAGCUCAACCUGUUCAACCAAAAUUUAACCCAACAAUAGCACCUCCACCCGGUUUUGGUUACGAAAACUUACCAAUAUAUCAGCAAGUUUUUGGUGAUGGCACUACUAACGAUAAUAACGCUCAUAACGGAAACUCCAAUUGUUUAAAUAGUGGUGGAUACGGAAUGUUUGAUGGGCUCGAUAUGGAUUUGGAUUGGCAAUAA
This is a messenger RNA of Diversispora eburnea, 1584 nucleotides long. Lineage: Eukaryota; Fungi; Glomeromycota; Glomeromycetes; Diversisporales; Diversisporaceae. The record is from the annotation of a GenBank genome assembly.